Molecule: messenger RNA, 1386 nt
Organism: Drepanopeziza brunnea f. sp. 'multigermtubi' MB_m1
Lineage: Eukaryota; Fungi; Ascomycota; Leotiomycetes; Helotiales; Drepanopezizaceae
Source: RefSeq, a predicted model, not a curated record
AUGCCCCCCGGAGCAAGUAACAAAGCCUCAGCCCCCCAUGCCAGCGAGGAUGAGUCCACGAUCAAGGUUGCGCCGACAGCAACCCCCGCCCCCGUUAUCAGGAAAGGGCAGAUCAAACUGAGAAGACCGCCGCCAAAACAAGACAGACCCGGGGAUUGGAAGAAUGGGCGUUUAGUCGAUGGUGGGCCCCCUCAUAACGGAACGCGCCCGAUGGUACUCAUCAUCACAGGUGACAAGAAGAAGGGCGAUGAUACAUCAACCAGCCCCGUUCCCAUGUCCCCGGGUCCUAUUGUCAAUCCCUUGGACGAUGAUGCGCGAUCUACCUUUGAAACAGGCCGACCACUGGACGAUAUGACCCCGACAUUACUAUGCAAGCACUGCAAGAAGGGUAUCCUGAAGAUCAAGAUGGGCGAUCACUUGAAGGACUGUCUGGAGACUAAGAGAAAGAAGGCGCAGAGGAAGAAGGAACAGAAGGAGGCUCGUGAUAAGGAGAAGAGGAAUGCCCUUAAGGAAAAUGAGAAGGACGAGGAGGGAGACCACAAGAUGGCCGAGGAUGACGAUGACGAUGAAGAGGUUGGCGCUGAGAAGAAAGGCCCUGGAGGCUUGAAGUCUACGAAGAAGAGUGCUGGCAAGAAGGCUGAGACCGAUGAGACCAAGAAGGGCAAGAAGCGCAAAGCCGAGGGCGAUGCCGAGAAGGCUCCCAAGCAGAAGAAGAAGAAAGAAGAGCCCAAGCCUAAGGCCCCGAAGCAAAGAGUCGUUUAUUCUAACGUGGUGCGCCACAAAGGUCCUGUGGAUGUUGAGAGGCAGUGCGGAGUCAUCAAAGAAGGUACUCCCUGUGCUCGCUCUCUCACCUGCAAAAGUCACUCAAUGGGUGCCAAAAGAGCGGUCCCCGGACGCUCUUUGCCUUAUGAUAUGCUUCUCGCCGCCUACCAAAAGAAAAAUCAAGCAAAGCAGCAAAAAGCGGCAAUCGACGCCAACGCACCCCUCGAGGAUGAGGAAGAAGGGAACGGCCCGGUCGAUUCGGACGAAGAGCUCGCAGCCGUCCAACUCGGCCUCGCCAACUGGAAUCCCCAACCCGUCGUCCCACCCCUCGAGCUCAUGCCGAUCGAGCGUCAAUACCAAAAAGCACGUCUCCGCGAGCAGAUGAUGAACGCGACGAACGGGGGUACCGUUGACAUCUUCAAAGUCAUUAGCCUAGGCGCUCAGAAGUUACCACCUGGCCAUCCGCACCUCCUGGAGCUGGCGGCACACGCGCCAGCAGAGUCGGCGGGUCAUGAUCCGCUGGCGAACGGGAUGGAUGGCGCAGCUGCGAGGCGUGCUAGUGGGUUCAGCAUGUCUCUGCCGGUGCAGAGAAAGCACUCUGGGAAUAUUCAGCGGCAACCCUAA